Molecule: messenger RNA, 4302 nt
Organism: Pelodiscus sinensis (Chinese soft-shelled turtle)
Lineage: Eukaryota; Metazoa; Chordata; Testudines; Trionychidae
Gene: CEP44
Product: centrosomal protein 44
Biological process (GO): centriole-centriole cohesion; centriole replication
Cellular component (GO): spindle pole; centrosome
Source: RefSeq, a predicted model, not a curated record
CGCUCUGGCAGGUAGGCGGCGGAGAGCGAGCGAUGAAUCUGCCAAUGCGGACGCGGUAGGAGGCGGUUCCCGCGGCUGGGCUUCAAUUGCCGGUAAAAUACAAACCGCCGCCAGGAGCCUCCGGAAGAGAAUAUCCCGUAUUAAAACUUGUCACAAAAUCGAAAAGAAGAAUAGUGUGUGAAAUAAUGGCAACAGGAGAUUUAAAAGGAAGUUUACGCAAGCUAGAACAAGGACUUCGCUUGUUAAGCUAUCCUAGAGAUGUGGAUUACGCAGGCAGUUUGGCAAAGGGUGAUCCCGCAGCAUUUUUACCCAUCAUCAGUUAUUCCUUCACGUCCUUCUCAACUUACAUAGCAGAACUUUUGGUGGAAUCUGAUGUAGAGCUUACUGCUAAAAGUGAUUUGCGUUUUACUGAAGCUAUCUAUAAGGUACUUCGAGAUCAGUUUCAGUACAAACCAGUUUUAACAAAACAGCAGUUUCUCCAGUGUGGCUUUGCAGAAAGGAAAAUGCAGAUUGUUUGUGACAUUAUCAGUGCUGUGAUGAAAAUGCAUAAGGAAUUAAGUAAUAUGAAUAAGGCUAAACCUCAAACAAGAAAAAAACCCAGGUCUUUUAAAUCUGAGUCACAGGCAAAUGGUGAAAAACUUCUUGUUGAUCCUGUUUGCAAGACAAUGAUUUCUCAGCAGAAACCUCAAGUGGAACGUUACCCAGACAGUGACGUUAAUGUGAUUGUCCUUCAUGAUUCAGCCAUUCCAGUAGAUGGAGAUAGCGGAGAAGAGUCUUGUAUAGCUGAUGAUAUUUUGGAAGUUGGAAGUGAACAAGUCACCAAAGAUAAUAGUCUGAUUGAGCUACUGCAGAGCCAGCUUGCUGAUUGUCAAGAAAAACUUCAUAAGCUAAAUUGGAUGGAAGAUAAACUACAUGUUUUAGAAGAGAGACUGAAAGGGAAGGUGAUUAUAGAUGAAAAGGACUGGAAUAAUCUCCUGAGCAGGGUCUUACUCCUUGAAACAGAACUGUUAUUGCAGUCAAAAAAGAGUGACCUAUCUACAGAAUUUAACAAUAUGAGUGAAGAACAUAUCUCUAGUAGGAAUAUGACUCCAAUUUCUCCUGAUAUUGAGAGGAAGGAGGAGAUGCCAGAGAGUCUUCACCAGUCGUCUGGAUACAGUUCGCUAUUAUCCACAGACCCAUCUCCUAAAGCCGCAACCAUUAAUUAUCAUGGUUUGACAGAGAUUUCAAAGGAGACAACAAGACAAAGAAUGGAGAGGAUAAGUAAAAUGAUUGAAGAAACUUCAGAAUUUUUGAAAAAUUCAAGUCAUACAUCAUAGACAAUUUUCUGUCGACUUCUGGAUCAUAAAUCUAUUAUGUAAAUUUGUACAAUUUAAUUAUCAGUUUUAAGGAGCAUAAUUGUUUUUAUUUGUAUUUGAAAAAUAAAUGUUUUCUAAUAGUUUUGUGUCAUAAUUACAUUGACUUUAUUUGCUAUAGAAAAUUUUAAUUUUUCUGGAGUUGUAGUCAUCAUAGCAGUGUAUUUUUGUGUUGACAUUUGUUGGCAGCGUGCUAAGUAAUAUGUUUUUUAAAGUGCAGGCUUGAGGACCAUGGUUUACAUCCUGUUGGAAACACUCCAGCCUGGACUUGCAUAUUGCACCCAAGAGACUUUCAUACAUACCAUCUUGCCAUCUGUACUGUUCAAUAAGACUUAAUGAAAACUUAAAUGCACAUAUUGUAAAUGUGUACUUUUUUUGUUUUGUUUUUUUAAUUAUAAAUUUUCAUGCUUGGUCAGAAAGCACCCCAACACAUUAUGGCUUCCAUUAACACUGACAAAGUGAAGGUCAUUUGGAUCCUAAACACUAAAAUGUGUAAGUAAGUCCACAGACUUUGACUAUGAGAGAUGUGUUGAGUGUUUUAGUGCUCUAUUACCCAACACAUUUUAAGAACAGCAGCACAGAUGGAGACCAUCCAGUGUACAAAGACAUACAACAUUUUUAUGAUUUGAAACUAUAUAAAAUUUCUCUUUUGAGACAUAAGUAGAUGUAAGACUUCCAUAAACAUGAUAUAAUCAAAUCAAAGGUGUGAGUGUAGGCUGGGUAGUAAGAUGGAAUUUCAUCCUUUUUUUAAAUUUUUAAAUUUAUAGUGUUAUAUAAAGAAGCUUUUAACAACAUGCUGUAGCUAUCCAUAUUCCUUUGAUUCACAUGAAAAGAUCAAAAAAUGAGAUUGCAACAGUUGAAGAUAUGAAAAGAUUUUAAAGGUAUAAUUUUCAAAUGAAGCAGCUGUUGCUCUCCCUUUGUAUAAAAAAGAUUUAUUUGAAUUAACAAUAAUUAUGAGCAUGUUCCUCCGUAAAUUGACUUCAUUUUACAUAUCCCAUCUGAGUAAUAUGUAACAAUCUGUUAUGCUACAUAAACUCAGUGAAAACCUUAAGGACAGGAAUACACUGCCAUUUUCCCCCAAUGUAUGUAAGUUGCCGAUUCUCUAGAAAACAAGCUUUACAUUGGUAACAACAACUUUGCAGUUUUUUGGAAAACAUGCCUUAUUCACAAUCCACGCUUUCACUAUCCUAAAGAAUAAUUGUUUAAAUUGUCUUCUCUCUAGAAUAAAAAUUUCCUACUGAUCUGAGAUGUGUGUUGCAUGAGUGUAUAAGAGCUAUGGCACCACCUUGUGGUGCAUAUUUAUAUGAAGUAUUUUUUCAAUUUAGAAUAAAAUAAGGGCACCCACAAUCAUUGUUGCUUUGAAUUGGUAAUGAAUGACUAAUGACAAUGUUUUGAGUGUCAGCUUUUUGUUGUUUUCUAUAUUAUAUUGAAACAAGCUUCUACCUGGUAAUUUAGGGUGGAAAUUGCUGCGGUACCCCAAAAUAAUGUUGUGUACUUGUACUGUAGUCUGGAGAAGGAGCAAUGUGAAAGAUUAGUGAAACCAACAUUUUGUGUUUAGGAUGGAAAACUAUAAGAAGUUGAUGCCUGUUUGAUGUAGCUUAUUAAUAUAAAAAGGAACUUUGUGUGUGUCUGAUAAAAUAAAAUAUCUCUCAGUAUACUACUGCAUAUUCUUAGUUUUUGCCUGAUGCCAUUGUCCCAGGGAUGAUUUUUUUUCUUGCAACACACCUGAAUUUUAUGAAGUGCUUUGUGAUUUUUGGAUUGCAGAUGCUGAGAAGUACAUCCUAUUAUUCCUUGUUUGGAAACCUUAGGAUUCUUUUUUUCUGAGUGAGAAGAAACUAUACUUGGUAGACAAUGUUGGUCUUUUAAUAAUCUUUACAUAUAUAUAUAUAGAUAUUUUUUUUUGGUUGAAGUUCUAUAGAUCAGAGAUGGGAAAAUACCAGUCCAUGAACCAGAUCCUGUCUGCUGCCAGAGUUAACUCCUGGUGAAAAUUCGCAGCCAAUGGUAGUUGAGUUCAUCCGUACCUUUAGAGGUACAGGUUAAUAUAGUGGCAGCAGCCCACCAGGGGCUAACAUUAGGUGAACUGCACAUGUUUUAUUGCCUAUCCCUGUUACAGAUGAAGUACUGGCAUUUUUACUAUUAGGCCAGGUCUACACUAGACCCGGAGGGUAAGGUUAAGGUAUGCAACUCCAGCCAGAAGACUGAUUUCCAAUGCAGCAAGUAGAGAUGUGGUCUUAGAUUGUGGUGGGAGAGGUGGGAAAUAUACCAGUGGCGUGCUCUCAAAAGUGCAGCUCCGCUAUUAGCAGCAACAACAGAAACACUAACCUAGAUGAGCUGCUUUUAUUAUUGUAGUGAGUAAAACUAAAAAUGCUAGUCUCUCAUGUAGACCUCCAUGAUUGCUAAUGAAAAAGUUGGUGAUUUCCCUGACCUUCUCCAAAGUCAUUAGACAUUAGAAAGUAUUUUUCUUAACAGCUUUUUUUGUGACUAGGCAAUCUGAAGGAAACUAAACACUUUCCUAGGUUUCAGAAUGGCUGUUUUACAUGACUACUGUUUUUAUCUGUUUAUUGUACUGUGCUUCAUACUUUAUCUUUUUUAUAUAUAAUUUAAAGAAAUUAAAGUCUGUCUCCUCAUAGAUGAAACCAAGGAAUCCCACCUUUUAAUAGUUAAGACACUCCUAAUCAUGCAAAUGAUAAUGAAGUAUAGUUGUAUUAAAUUGAACACCGAAGCAGGAACUGUUCCUAGAAUUGCAGUUGAUCUUGGACUGAGUUUUAAAUCUUCUAGUAAAUGUGAACUGAAGCAUGCCUGCAUGCUUGUUUGAAGAGUCAAAGUAAUAAAAAACAAAACCAUAGCAGUCAUCCAAUAUUAUUUUAAAAAAAUAUUUAGAACAUGCUCAGCUUGUGUAAUAACUAUACAAAUUUGAGUUAUUCAAAUAUAAUCUGUGUUGUGGCUCUUU